GCUGGCUGUGCGUCAGGAGUACGUGCCUUUGAGUGAGCAGCCCUUGACCCUCAGAGAGGGAGACGAGGUGGCCGUUAUACCGCCCCUCAGUGGAGGGUAGUGGAAUUGCAAAGGUAUGGCUUUAAAUGGUCGAGAUGUAAUUUCACUCACUACUGAUAAGCUUUCUGCUGAUGCUGUAUCUGAAUCUGUAACCUGUGCUUCCUGUGGAGCUAUAUCUCUGUUUAUUGGUACUACGAGAGAUCAUUUUGAGGGCAAGAAAGUAGUACGCCUGGAAUAUGAAGCGUACGUUCCGAUGGCAGAAUUGGAACUUAGGAAAAUCUGCAGCGACAUCAGGACAAAAUGGCAGAGUGUCAGACACAUCAAUAUACAACACAGACUGGGUGUGGUACCAGUAACGGAAGCAAGUGUUAUAAUUGGGAUCUCAUCGCCACACAGAAGUGAUUCACUGGAGGCGGUGAAGUUUUGCAUCGACACGCUCAAAGCAACUGUGCCAAUCUGGAAAAAGGAAAUAUAUGAGUCUGGGGAGCCUCGCUGGAAAGAGAACAAGGAGUGUUUGUGGGCAGAUGGUGGAAAAGAUCCCAAAUGUUAACUAGCAGAUGAGUUACAGUACAUCUCAU
Triplophysa rosa is the source of this 617-nucleotide messenger RNA. RefSeq names its product molybdopterin synthase catalytic subunit. Lineage: Eukaryota; Metazoa; Chordata; Actinopteri; Cypriniformes; Nemacheilidae. Gene Ontology annotation, cellular component: cytosol. The coding region runs from base 116 to 589 and encodes 157 amino acids. Gene Ontology annotation, biological process: Mo-molybdopterin cofactor biosynthetic process. Gene Ontology annotation, molecular function: molybdopterin synthase activity. The transcript is spliced from 5 exons. The record is from RefSeq and is a predicted model, not a curated record.